AUGCCUGGCCCCCUCAGCUUCUACUCAAACUCCAGCUGCACCCCCAGCAGGAUUCCCUGGCAACAGCAGCUGGUGGCCUGGGCUCUCCUGCAGAAGGCUGCAGCCAUCCUCUGGCUCCUGCUGCUGCUCGGCACCUCCCUGUCCCCCACAUGGGGACAGACUGGGAUUCCUCUGGAAACAGUGAAGCUGUGGGCAGAUACCUUUGGCCAGGACCUAUAUAACACCGUGACCAAAUACUCAGGCUCCCUGCUGCUGCAGAAGAAAUACAAGGACGUGGAGCCCAGUCUGAAGAUCAAGGAGGUAGACGGCCUGGAGCUGGUGAAGAAGUUCUCAGAGGACAUGGAGAACAUGCUAAGGAGGAAAGUCGAGGCUGUCAAGAGUCUCGUGGAGGCUGCCGAGGAGGCCGACCUGAACCACAAAUUCAACGCCUCCCUGGUGUUUAACUACUACAACUCUGGCCUGGUCAACGAGCGAGAUGAGAAGGGCAACUACGUGGAGCUGGGUGCCGAGCUCGUGCUGGAGUCCAACGCGCACUUCAGCAACCUGCGGGUGAACACGUCUGUCAGCAGCGUGCAGCUGCCCACCAACGUGUACAAUAAAGAUCCAGAUAUUUUGAAUGGAGUCUACAUGUCAGAAGCCCUGAACCCUGUUUUUGUGGAGAACUUCCAGAGAGACCCGACAUUGACCUGGCAAUAUUUUGGCAGCUCAACUGGAUUCUUCAGAAUCUAUCCAGGUAUAAAAUGGACACCUGAUGAGAAUGGAGUCAUUACAUUUGACUGCCGAAAUCGCGGCUGGUACAUCCAAGCUGCUACUUCUCCCAAGGACAUAGUGAUUCUGGUGGAUGUGAGCGGCAGUAUGAAGGGGCUGAGGAUGGCCAUUGCUAAGCACACCAUCUCCACCAUCCUGGACACCCUAGGAGAGAAUGACUUUGUUAAUAUUAUUGCGUACAAUGACUAUGUCCAUUACAUCGAGCCUUGUUUUAAAGGGAUCCUCGUCCAGGCAGAUAGAGACAACCGAGAGCAUUUCAAGCAGCUGGUGGAUGAGCUGAUGGUCAAAGGAGUAGGGGUCGUGAACCAAGCCCUGAGCGAAGCCUUCCAGAUCCUGCAGCAGUUCCAAGAGGCCAGGCAAGGGAGUCUCUGCAACCAAGCCAUCAUGCUGAUCACUGACGGGGCUGUGGAGGACUAUGAGCCAGUGUUCGAGAAGUAUAACUGGCCAGACCGCAAGGUUCGAGUUUUCACUUACCUCAUCGGGAGAGAAGUCACUUUUGCUGACCGCAUGAAAUGGAUUGCAUGCAACAAUAAAGGCUACUACACGCAGAUCUCCACACUGGCGGACGCCCAGGAGAACGUGAUGGAGUACCUGCAUGUGCUCAGCCGGCCCAUGGUCAUCAACCAUGACCACGACAUCACCUGGACAGAGGCCUACAUGGACAGCAAGCUCCUUACCUCACAGGCCCAGACCCCAAUGCUGCUCACCACUGUGGCCAUGCCAGUCUUCAGCAAGAAGAAUGAGACGCGGUCUCAUGGCAUUCUACUGGGGGUGGUGGGCUCUGAUGUGACCCUGAGAGAGCUAAUGAAGCUGGCACCUCGGUACAAGCUCGGAGUGCACGGGUAUGCCUUUCUGAACACCAACAAUGGCUACAUCCUCUCACACCCUGAUCUCCGACCCCUGUACAGAGAGGGGAAGAAAUUGAAACCCAAGCCUAAUUACAACAGUGUGGAUCUCUCUGAAGUGGAGUGGGAAGACCAAGCCGAGACGCUGAGAACAGCCAUGAUCAACCGGGAAACAGGCUCGCUCUCCAUGAAUGUGAAGGUUCCGCUGGACAAAGGGAAGCGAGUCCUUUUCCUGACCAAUGACUACUUCUUCACGGACAUCAGUGACACCCCUUUCAGCCUAGGUGUAGUGCUGUCCCAGGGCCACGGGGAGUUCAUCCUCCUGGGGAACACGUCUGUGGAAGAAGGGCUGCACGACCUGCUCCACCCGGACCUGAGCCUGGCCAGUGACUGGAUCUACUGCAUCACGGAUAUUGACCCUGACCACCGGAAGCUCAGCCAGCUGGAGGCCGUGGUCCACUUCCUGACCCAGGAGGACCCAGCCCUGGAGUGUGAUGAGGAGCUGGUGCAGGAGGUGCUGUUUGAUGCAGUGGUGACGGCCCCCAUGGAAGCCUACUGGACAGCGCUGGCCCUCAACAUCUCUGAUGACACUGAGUAUGAGGUGGACAUGGCCUUCCUGGGCACCCGAGCCGGCCUCCUAAGAAGCAGCUUGUUCGUGGGCUCUGAGAAGGUCGUCGACAGGAAGUUCCUGACACCUGGAGACGAGGCCAGUGCCUUCACACCGGACCGCUUCCCACUGUGGUACCGCCAGGCCUCCGAGCAGCCUGUGGGCAGCUUUGUAUUCAACCUGCGCUCUGCAGAGGGACCAGAAAGUUCGGGUGAGCCAGUUGUGGUGACAGCAAGCACAGCUGUCGCGGUGACAGUGGACAAGAAGACAGCCAUUGCUGCAGCGGUGGGUGUCCAGAUGAAGCUAGACUCCCUCCAGCGCAAGUUCUGGGCAGCGACACAGCAGUGCAGUGCUGCGGACGGGCCGUGCCCAAAGAGCUGUCAGGACAGUGACAUGGACUGCUUCGUCAUAGACAACAAUGGGUUCAUUGUGAUCUCCGAGAGGUCCCAAGAGAUGGGAAGAUUUCUGGGGGAGGUGGAUGGUGCUGUCAUGACCCAGCUGCUCGGCAUGGGGGUGUUCAGCCAAGUGACCAUGUAUGACUACCAGGCCAUGUGUAAACCCCCCAGUCACCACCACAGCGCAGCCCAGCCCCUGGUCAGCCCCAUCUCUGCCUUCCUGAGAGCGACCAGGUGGCUGCUGCAGGAGCUCUUGCUGUUGCUGCUGGAGUGGAGCGCCUGGGGUUCCUGGCAUGACAGCGGGGCUGAGGCCAAAGCUGUCUUCCACCACUCUCACAAACACAAGAAACAAGACCUCCUGCAGCCCUGUGACACCGAGUACCCCGUGUUCAUACAUGAUCCAGCCAUCCAGGAGACCAACGGGAUCAUCGAGUGUGGGGCCUGCCAGAAGACAUUUGUGAUGCAGCAGAUUCCCAGUAGUAACCUCCUCCUUCUGGUGACAGACCCCACCUGUGACUGCAGCAUCUUCCCGCCAGUCCUGCAGGAGGCAACCGAAGUCAAAUAUAAUGCCUCAGUCAAAUGUGACAGGAUGCGCUCCCAGAAGCUCCGCCGGCGACCAGACUCCUGCCACGCCUUUCAUGCUGAGGAGAAUGCCCAGGACUGCGGUGGCGCCUCAGAGACCUCGGCCUCCCUGCCCCUGCUCCUGUUGCCUCUGUGUGCCUCGGGGCCACUGCCCCAACUUUUGCGGUGA
Molecule: messenger RNA, 3366 nt
Organism: Otolemur garnettii (small-eared galago)
Lineage: Eukaryota; Metazoa; Chordata; Mammalia; Primates; Galagidae
Gene: CACNA2D4
Product: calcium voltage-gated channel auxiliary subunit alpha2delta 4
Exons: 38
Coding region: 1-3366 (1121 amino acids)
Cellular component (GO): voltage-gated calcium channel complex
Molecular function (GO): voltage-gated calcium channel activity
Source: RefSeq, a predicted model, not a curated record